UGGUUACGACUUAUGAGAACCUCCGAUCCACUGACUAAAGAUCUCAACAUGUUCGUAGCAGUACUCUUUCUGCCGGUUGUAGCCGGGAACCUCUUUAUGGAAAGCAGCCUUCAUAGCUUUCCGAAAAUAACUGAAAGAAGCGGAUAUGUAAAAACCUGCAAUAUGAACAAACCUGGCAACCGCACAGUGAGCUGUGCCCAGUUAAAAAUGGAAGGAAAUAACGAGACCGGUGAUUAUUUUAUAACUCCUUACACAAAUUUCUCUGUGAGGUGUGACAUGGACACCAAUGGUGGCGGAUGGACAGUGAUCCAACGUCGGUCCUGGGACGAACUUGAGGGCAAUGGCUUCGAGAAAUCUGAAAAAGACUAUGAAGAAGGAUUUCGCGGAGGCGCGUCUUCAUACUGGAUAGGGCUCAACAAUAUUCAUGCCCUCACGACCCAUCCAAAUAGCGAUCAAGUUCUCAGGAUUGAACUGACAUCACUAAAGGACGAAACAAUUAUUGUGCAGUAUGGUAAAUUUAAAGUCGGUCCCAAAAAAGACGGCUACCGACUGACCAUCGGCGAUUACAGGAGCCCUAAUGGUUCCGAUUACGACGGGUUGGCGUUCCACGACCAAACCACGUUUUCCGUCGCGAAAAAAACCGAUCGGGUUGACCCUUGCUCUGGAUCACUGAAAACUGGUGGCUGGUGGUUUCCACCUUUUGGCUGCAGCUUUUCGAAUCUUAAUGGGCGUAAACUUAAAGGUGAUAUUCCCAAAAACAACAUGGGCUUUGGUAUUACCUGGUACAAAACAGGCGAUUUUGAUUCCUACCAAAACGGCUACAAAAGUGUGGAGAUGAAGGUCAGGGAUGUCGAUUUUGAAUUAUGUAUGGGCCGAAUUUCAACAUAGUUCUCUUAUUCCUGAUGUCUGCAUUAGUGCAAAAAGCACCAAUUCAAGACGAAGUGUCCAUUCACUAUACUCCGUGAGUUUUUCGAUUUUUAUAAAUUGUAUCUGCCAACAUUAAAAAGAAAGAAAACACCAC
Messenger RNA from Ixodes scapularis (black-legged tick), 1021 nucleotides. Its product is annotated as fibrinogen-like protein 1. The transcript is spliced from 5 exons. Bases 13 to 888 code for a protein of 291 amino acids. Lineage: Eukaryota; Metazoa; Arthropoda; Arachnida; Ixodida; Ixodidae. The record is from RefSeq and is a predicted model, not a curated record.